Molecule: messenger RNA, 4479 nt
Organism: Ornithorhynchus anatinus (platypus)
Lineage: Eukaryota; Metazoa; Chordata; Mammalia; Monotremata; Ornithorhynchidae
Gene: DORIP1
Product: chromosome 14 C14orf28 homolog
Exons: 6
Coding region: 1296-2228 (310 amino acids)
Source: RefSeq, a predicted model, not a curated record
CUCCCUCGGGGCGGGGGCCUCCCCCUCAGCACGGAGGCCGCGCCUCACCCGGGGCCCCAACGAACCAACCAGCCACCCACCGAUGGACUGAGGGAAGGGCCGGCCGCCCGACGGAGCCCGACGGGCAGACCGAGGGACCGGCGGACGGACGGUUUGAGAGCCCGUUGGGCCGAAAGACCGACGGACGGGCUGGCAGACGGAUGGACGGACCGAUGGGCCGAGAGCCCGAGGGAAAGACGGGCCGGUGGACGGACGGAGAGCCCGACCGACCGACGGACCGACCGACGGACCGACCGACGGACUGAGAGCCCGACGGACAGACUGAUGGGCCCGAUGGACAGAUUGACGGACUCAAGGAGCGAUGGACAGACUGAUGGACUGAAGGACCAGCGGACAGACCGAUGGACCGAGAGCCCAGUGGACGGACUGAUGGACCGAAGGACCGGCGGACGGACCGAUGGACUGAGAGCCCGGUGGACGGACUGAUGGACCGAAGGACCGACGGACGGACCGAUGGACUGAGAACCCGGUGGACGGACUGAUGGAUCAAAGGACCGACGGACGGACAGAUGGACUGAGAGCCCGAUGGACGGACUGAUGGACUGAGAACCCGAUGGACGGACUGAUGGACCGAAGGACCGACGGACGGACCGAUGGACUGAGAACCCAGUGGACGGACUGAUGGAUCGAAGGACCGACGGACGGACCGAUGGACUGAGAACCCAGUGGACGGACUGAUGGAUCAAAGGACCGACGGGCGGACCGAUGGACUGAGAACCCGAUGGACGGACUGAUGGACCGAAGGACCGACGGACGGACCGAUGGACUGAGAACCCAGUGGACGGACUGAUGGAUCGAAGGACCGACGGACGGACAGAUGGACUGAGAGCCCGAUGGACGGACUGAUGGACUGAGAACCCGAUGGACGGACUGAUGGACCGAAGGACCGACGGACGGACCGAUGGACUGAGAACCCGGUGGACGGACUGGUGGACCGAAGGACCGACGAACGGACCGAGAACCCGAUGGACAGACUGAUGGACCGAAGGACCGACGGACGGACCGAUGGACUGAGAACCCGAAGGACCGAUGGAUGGACUGAGGGACCGACGGACGGACUGAGGGGCCGACGGACGGACAGACAGUCCAAGGGUCCCGGGAGGACCUCGCGCUCGGCGCUGAGGCCUGACCCGCCCCGUCCCCCACACUGACCGGGAGAGUGUUCAGUCCGUAUUUAGAACCAGCGUGACCCAGCCACCGGUCCGGCCGCACCCGCUAAUCUUGAAAAUGACAGGAUGAAGACAUUGUUUGAAGAGAUCAAAGCAUCAAUUACGAACAACUAUAAUCAAGAUCGUUCAUUUUGGAAGCCCGUCCUCCCUUGGGGUGGCGUUUUCACCAUUAAAGCCGGUCGCAAAGCCGUCUCGUGUACGCCGCUCUAUGUUGAGAUAAGCCUGAAAAACACCUGCACUAUUGAUGGAUUCUUGAUGUUGCUGUAUGUCAUUCUUCACGAAAAUGAAAACUUCCCCAGGGAACUCUCUCUUCACUUGGGUAGGGAGUUUAUAGACUGUUUUCUUUACUUAAUGGACACCUACAAUUUUACAACUGUAAAGUUGCUCUGGAUUUGGGACAGGAUGGAAAAGCGGCAGUACAAAUCGGAGGUUCACAAAGCUUCCUUGGUAAUUGACCUGUUCGGAAACGAGCACGACAAUUUUACGAAGAAUUUGGAAAACCUCAUGUCUACCAUUCAGGAGAGUUAUUGCUCCAACUGGAGGUGUCCCACUCGGGUCCAGGAAGAUCAGCUCCGAACGAUAAACAUAAACCCUCCCCAAGAAAUUCCACACGGGAACUUGAUUCGCCUGGCAGUGGAUGAAUUAUUCUGUUCCAAGAUAGAACUAUGUGGAGAGCGUGGCUGUGGUGGAUUAAGGGAAUUCUCCCCGCGUAUUUUCUGUCAUGGGGCACCACCUUUUGUUGUGUUAAAUAUGCAGCAUUGGAAAUCGGAAGACCUGGCUUAUGUACCGUAUCACUUGGAUUUGUCAGAUCACAAGUACUUGUUGGAAGGUGCCACGUUGUUUAACAAAGAGGAGCACCAUUAUUCAGCUGCUUUCCAGAUCGAUGGGAAUUGGAUGCACUACGACGGUCUCAGAAAUGUUAAUUUAAUUUUGUUAAAUAAACCACCAGAAUUCCUUCUCUUGUCAUCGUUAGUUUAUAUCCGAGCAACAGAGAAGUGAAUAUGGGCCGGUGUGAAAUUAGAUCGUGUUCCCUCCUGCCCCCCCCCCCCCGAGUUAAGAGCUCUGAUUUUAGGCUUACUUGGUAUCCAAGAAAACAGUUGAACUAUACUAGUUUCAGAGUUGUUUUAGGUUAUUUUUGUCCCAGGUAGAAGUUUUAUAUGCAGAGAACUAUGCAAAAAUGGGAUUGAUUCUUUUUCUAUUUCUCGAGCUAUUUUUAUACAGGCAUAUUUUAUGCUGAAGUAAUUCAAGUCUUAUGUUUUUUAUUCGCAUAAGAGUCCAUGUGUUUAAAUUUGUGUGCACUUUUAAGUCUAGAAAAGGCUGGUUGCAUUGGGAUUUCUGUUAUUCUUGCCUAAAGUAGGGUGGGAGCUUUUCUCUUUCAGAAUUCAACGAAAGCCCCUCCCACCGCGCUUCCACACCCAAAGCCUGUCCUGUGGGAGCUUACAAGCCCUUGAACGGGGAAAGUUGGAAACAACUUCGGUUCUUCAACAUGCACACUGUGUUGAACAAUCGGUUAAUUUGGGUGUGUAUUUUGGCAGUUGCUUUGGUGCUAUUCUAUCGGGUUUUUCGUCCCCCCCGUUACUGAGUUACUCAUUAUGUACCAAUAAUAUUCUGCCUUCCGCUGUGAUUGUCCCAUCAGCUGAUGUAAAUGCCAUUUACGGAACUGGGCACAGUGGAUUUUUGGGUCUCGCUCUGCUGAAGUUGAAGUCUUUACUUACUAAAUUAAUCUUCUGUCUCCUUCCACAAGUUUUGGUUGAGUUCCCGCGGAGUGCCUAUUACCAUAUUCAGCUCCUAAGCAGUUGUUGUUCUUGAGCCCCAUAAGCUAUACAAUAUUUCAUUUCAAAGUUUAGGAAGUGGUUGAAACAAUUCUAAUGUAUAAUGGGAAACUUUCGGUGUUGGGGACGUGAUAGCCGUGUAGAAGAUUGCACUGAACUUAGAUCUGUCAUGUAGGACCGCCCGUGCGAUUGAGACCGCACAAGGCCAAAUAAAUCCCAUCUCAAAUGAUGAACAAGUGUGUAGUCUCUCUGUCAGGAAAAAGUGGAUUUUUGCAACAGCGGUAUGUGGCGGUUGAUUCGAAUCAAGUUGAAGCUAAUCUGGGGGGAUUGUCAUUCUUGGGUAAGCGAGUCUUUGGUCGUGGCUCUUACUUGAGAGCUGAUGCAGGCUGUGGGCAUGACCUUUCCUGCGUAGAAAAAGAAAUGUGGCAGAGCUCUCGGUACGUCCUUUCUAGAAACCAAAUUUAGUUAUGUAUUUAUUUUGCCGGGGGCGGGCCUUGAGAGAUGCUCUAGAUCCAAAGUUCCCCCCAAAUAAGGCGAUCGAAACUCCUAAAUAAUCCCUCAUCUCCGUGUCCCCUAACGAGAGAUGAUGGUUUGGUUUUUGCAGCAUCCAGAUUCUUCUAAAAAUGGAAUCUUUCCUUUAUAAAAAAAAAUCUUCUCAAACUGCCCUGUUGUAUACUCACCCCCGAUAUUUAAUUUUUUUAAGGUGACUUAACCUAGAUGAUUAUUUCUCCUCCGUAAACUUGAUAUCUGUCAGGGAAAAACUUGUUUCUUUGGUUGUUUGGAGUUUAUUCGUGACUUCUUAUAAACCCUAGCUUCUGUUAGCAACUUUCAUAAAAAUGUAACUUUUGAAAUCUGGUUUUAUGGGGGGAUAUGAGUAACUAGAUAAAUGGUGUUUAGCUAACUCUCUCGUUAGAGCCCUUAAGACCUUUUCAACUGAGAGAGGAAGAUCAAACUUUUAAGGGAAAUAUUCCUGUUUUGAAAGUAUCACCCUUCAUUUUAGUGUUUACAUUUCAAUGCGUUCAGUCUUCACAGUGUGUAACGGAGUCAGUGCGAAAGCCGAGUCCUCGAAGUUGCUUUAAUUCACAUUAUGCUGAAGUCAAUUCAGCUCAUAAGAGCGUAACUAAUUCUUCUCGAACACCGACGUGCCAGUGAAUUACUCUAUGUGGGUGAAUGUGUCCCGGAAUAAUCCACUCUGUGGGAACCAAGAAUAUUUUUUGUAGCUAAAGAGAUUGUACCGUGUUCAAAGACGGAAAAAAGACGACAUGUAAUCCACACAGGUAAACAGACCUUAAGUACACGUUCUUGUCAUCCAAUUUCUGUAUCUAAACUACCGUGCUGUAUUCGGAAUUACAACUAGGUCCCUGCCAGUUGCCAUAAAAAAAAUGAUGUACCUAUCUCACAGGGUUGGUGUGAGGUGUUUGCAAAAGCUUGAUCUCCUUGAAAGGUGCUAAUAAAAAAGCCUCUGUCUUAACUUCCAA